CUAGUAUUGAUAUGCACUGUCUGCAAUUGCAGGUAGGCCAAAAUUCUAAAAUUCAAAAAAUAUUAAGAUAUAUAUGACUUCAGUAAAAGUUUUACAGGUGGUCAUCUCAAAGUUCUCUUCUAUUCAUCUUCUUCUUUCGUACGCAACCUUUCCAUUACCUAGGCACAUACGAGUUUUUAUAAUAUCAAUCAUUUCAUUUAUCUUAUUUAUUUCAUUCUCGUUUCUUGAUAACAUGGGCAAUUCUGAAAAUGAUAGAAGGAGGAGCGACAGUACGAGGAGGAGCGACAGUAUCGAAUGGGAUGUUCCUCCUCCUUAUGAAGCAACGUUUGGCAAUGAAGAAUAUGGUGUUUCUACCGCCGUCCAAGGUGAUUCCCACGAUAUCCUCGUCAGGUCGCCUUACUGACACACCCCAUGCAGACAAUGGACGAAUUACCAUGUCAUUUAUGGGUCACAAACCUCCACUGCCUCCAAUAUAUAUGUCUGAGAAUACAUCAACAAAGCAUGCACAGCCCAUCGGGAAAUAUCCUAGACUCAAUAUAGUCAUCCAGGUAGUUGGAAGCCGAGGUGAUUAUAUUCCACAAAAUCUAUCUGAUACCUUCAAAUAGAAGUUCGGCGUUAACAUAUGUUUAGGUGAUGUCCAACCUUUCAUAGCAUUAGGGAAUGAACUUCAACUUUCCGGCCAUCGAGUACGUAUUGCAACUCACGAUGUAUUUGAAAAGUUCGUGCGAGACUCCGGACUAGAAUUCUAUGCCAUCGGUGGCGACCCUACAGAAUUAAUGGCAGUAAGUAUAUCAUUUCAUACCCCUCGAUGAAUAUGUACUCAUAAUAAUCUCGUAUAGUAUAUGGUUAAAAACCCCGGCAUAUUCCCCAAAUUCAGCACCGUACGCAGUGGAGAGAUCUCCAAGAAAAGAAAAAUGAUAUCCAGGAUGCUCGAAGGAUGCUGGAACUCUUGUAUCGAACCCGAUGCCCAGACUGGCGAACCAUUUAUUGCCCAAGCUAUCAUUGCAAAUCCACCUAGUUUCGCUCAUAUCCAUUGUGCGCAAGCUUUAGGAAUACCAGUACAUCUUAUGUUUACGAUGCCGUGGACAGCGACGAGAUCAUUUCCUCAUCCGCUAGCAAAUAUUCAGUCCACGGAAACGGAUCCCAAAACUGCGAAUUUUUUGUCUUACGGUUUGGUAGAUGUAAUGACUUGGCAAGGGUAAGCCCUCACUCCAUAUUACUGAUCUCGUAUUCUCUAACCACUUCAUGUAGUCUUGGGGAUGUAAUCAAUCACUGGAGAAAGAAGUCCUUAGAUCUUGAGCCAGUGCCCGUCAUGGCUGGUCCUCAUUUAGCAGCUUCUCUAAAUAUCCCCUUUACAUAUUGUUGGUCUCCAGCACUUGUACCCAAACCUCAGGAUUGGCUUCCACACAUAGGUUAGUAACUUUGAAGUCUACUAAGGAAGUUUCUAUUCAUAUACUGACCAACUAUCUAGAUGUUUGUGGAUUUUUCUUCCGUCCUCCACCAUCCUACAAUCCCCAUCCUAGAAUUUUAGGAUUUCUUGAAGCCGGCCCAAAACCUAUCUAUAUUGGAUUUGGUAGCAUCGUAAUGGAAAACCCUGAGAAGAUGACUGCAAUGAUUAUGAACGCCGUUCGUGAUUGUGGCAUUAGGGCAAUUGUAUCGAAAGGUUGGAGUAAACUUGGACAAGGCAUUGAGGAUCAGAAUGUUCUAUUCAUUGAUGAUUGUCCUCAUGGUGAGAUUAUGCAAAAUAUCAUACCCAAGUAAUCACUUGCUAACAUUCAUAGAAUGGCUAUUUAAACAAGUCUCAGCGGUUAUUCAUCAUGGUGGUGCGGGAACAACAGCAUGUGGACUACUAAAUGGUCGUCCGACUGCCAUCGUCCCGUUUUUCGGAGAGUAAGUCGACCUCCUCGAUAAUACACAGCAUCUGUAUCUAACCACAUCCCCAGCCAGCCAUUUUGGGGAAACAUGGUCGCAGCAGCCGGUGCUGGUCCUCCACCCAUUGAUCAUCAAUCACUCACUGUAACCAUUCUCUCCAACUCUAUUAGAUUCCUCCUAUCGCCCGAUGCCGUCGUAGCAGCACACGAACUUGCGGUAAAAAUCCGACAGGAGAACGGAGUCAAAGAAGCCGUCAAUUCAUUCCAUCGAAACCUUCCACUCAAAACACUAAGCUGCGAGCUAUUACCCAAAGAACCCGCGACCUGGUUGUGGAAAAAAGGCAGAAAAAAUCUAAAAUUAUCCCAUCAAGCAGCCGCCGUCCUCGUAGAGAAGAAAAAAAUCAACACCAGUAAUCUUUCCAUGUAAGAUUCCCCAAUCCACCAAUUCAACCCCCAAACAACACAACCCACUAACCCAAAAUCACACAGCUACAAACCCCAACCCAUCACCAUCAAAAACCGACGCUGGGACCCCUGGACCGCCACCACUUCCGCCGCGCUCGAUAGCGCCGUCGACAUAACCCUCGCCAUGGGUCAAAUCGGCACAAGAUACCGAAAAGAAUACCAAGGCGCGCUUACAAAAAAACGAGACAACGGAACAAUAUCUUCGCGUACCGCCUUACAAGCAGGGAGUAUAGCUCUUGGAAAAGGAUUCCAAAAUCUCGGAAUGGCGAUAACCAAAUCGGCGAUUGAGCUUCCGCUUGCGGUGGCAGAUGGAUGUCAUGAGAUUCCAGGGCUUUAUGGAGAUAAACCGAGAGAUUAUGGUGAUGUGACGGACUGGAAGAGUGGGGGAUUAGUGGGAAUUAAGGUCAGUUUGAGUCGUUUUAUUCCCCUUCUUUGUGAAGGUUCGAGCAUGGCUAAAUUUAUGAAAUGAAUAGAGUUUCGGAUACGGCAUGGCAGACGGAGUUGCAGGAUUAUUCACCCAACCCGUAAAAGGGGCCAUAAAAGACGGCGGAAAGGGAUUCGUAAAGGGAGUUGGAAAAGGCACUAUUGGAUUUUUGACAAAACCAUUUUCCGGUAGGUUGAGGCGAAUUCCUCCUUUUUCUGCAUGGAAAAGUUGUCAUCGGCUAAUGAGAAGAUAGGUAUUUUUGGAUUCGUGUCAUAUCCAGCUUUAGGAUUGUAUAAGACUUUGAGUACGUCUACGCAUCAUGGAACACAGGGGAGAAUAUUAUCGGCGCAAACGGAUUAUGGCGUGUUUUUGGCUAUGACGCGAGAGAUACCAGAACAUGUGGUGGAGAAAAUUAUGGAAGAAUUUGAUUGGGUUGUUGAGGGGAUUUGAAGGUUUCUUGUUUCUUGGGAUAAAAGUUCUUUUGUUUUCUUUCUAUCAGUGUUUGAUUUGCGCUCUUGUCAGGUUCUAUGAGAAAUCAUUAUGGAGAUGAAUCAUGUUCAUCCCAGGAGUCUAGGUUUUGUUACAAGCGGUGUUUUUCCAUGCUUCGAUCAUUCCGAAUUGUUACCGGGAAAUCUAUUAU
Molecule: messenger RNA, 3400 nt
Organism: Sclerotinia trifoliorum
Lineage: Eukaryota; Fungi; Ascomycota; Leotiomycetes; Helotiales; Sclerotiniaceae
Source: the annotation of a GenBank genome assembly